ACUGUGCCAUCGAAUCAACCCUUAAAGAUGGCCGAAGACAAUAUCGACGAUAUCCUGGUGCGCCUUGACGAGAUCGAGAAGCUGCAGGCAGAACUUCGGCAUUUGGUACCGCGAGUCACGAAUAGCUCAUCUAAACACACGAGACACCAGGAUCUCUCUCGCGAUUCGCCCGCGUCGAUUCGUUUUCCGUCCCUUUUCACGUUUCCCGUAAUUUCGAAUUUUACAUCAACUCCGAGGAACGAGCGUCUGCAAAAAUCAACCGCGCGUUUGAACCUCACCAACAAAACAUCAAGCGGCAACCGACAUUCCACAGUAAACCUGAAAAAUACGGGGGGAUGCUCCUCUCAGAGCAAAGCAAGAGAAACAAAUGUCUUUAAAAAUCUGUUAAAAAGUAACAGCAAUGCGAACUCGCAGGCGAGAAAUUUUUUAGCUUCAACUUCUACAGUGGGUUCGAGAGCGUCAACAAGUAGCAGUAUCGCAAACCGAAUGACCAAGGAGCCGCGAGAAGCAAUUAAAAAGAGAUUAAAGAGCGAGACGCCGAAGACUGCAAGUAGAGAUAAAACGCAGCGGGUAGCUGACGAGAGAUCCAAUGUGCAGCUAUCCGAAAGUGAAAAUGUGAACUCAAUACGCUCGUCUGUGCAGACAUCGGACAUUCGAGUUAACGGGAUAGAAGCUACGAGAUUACAAGGCGCACAUCUAAAAAAUUGGUAUUGCAACAAAAUGAGCACGUUUAUCGAGCAAAUUAUGGAAAAACUGAAUUAUUGUUUUGUGGAUGAUAAGAGAGUGACCGUACCAUAUCAUCAUCUAGGGAGUAGAACACCCAGAAGAGUACAGAUGCUACAUUCACCAACUAAAGAAAUGGAAACUCCGCGAUUACAUGAGUCUACGGCAAAAAUGUUUGUCAAUUAAAAAUAUAAUGCUUCAAAAAGAAAACAAAAGAUAUAAAAAUAACAUAAUAAAAUAACAUAAAAUUAAGUGACAUAUAGCUUUUUAAUUAACAAUCGUAAUAUACAUUGCAAUUAUAAAGCAAUAUAAUUCUAAUUUCAAGCAACACCCAAUUUGAAAAUUAUAAUGAUGUAAA
This is a messenger RNA of Monomorium pharaonis (pharaoh ant), 1081 nucleotides long. RefSeq lists its product as uncharacterized. Bases 28 to 909 code for a protein of 293 amino acids. The transcript is spliced from 2 exons. The record is from RefSeq and is a predicted model, not a curated record. NCBI's taxonomy places the organism in Eukaryota, Metazoa, Arthropoda, Insecta, Hymenoptera, Formicidae.